Molecule: messenger RNA, 2437 nt
Organism: Alnus glutinosa
Lineage: Eukaryota; Viridiplantae; Streptophyta; Magnoliopsida; Fagales; Betulaceae
Product: probable arabinosyltransferase ARAD1
Exons: 2
Coding region: 810-2351 (513 amino acids)
Molecular function (GO): glycosyltransferase activity
Source: RefSeq, a predicted model, not a curated record
AAAGAAACCCGCUUCCACAGAGACGACCCUAUUCCCACGCUUCUUUGAGUUCUUUCGAGCAAGUCUUGGUACGAGAGAGAGAGAGAGAGAGAGAGAGAGAGAGAGGCUCUUCCUUCGACAACAUCGCCCUUAACGAUUACAACAACAACAACAACCACAACCACAACCGCCACCUCUGUCUCGUCCGUCUUUUCUUUCCUCUACGCUAUAUUCUUCACUCUUCAUUCUCCAAAUCAAUCCACCAUUGAACCUCUUUUCUCUUUCUCUGGUUUUCUCCGCUUUAAUUGGAUUUUGGGUUCUUCUUUCUUGGUGGGUUUGUCAGAUUGGAUUUUUUUUUUUUUUUUUUUUUCUCUGGGUUUGCUUUCUUUUUUCACAUUGCCUCCUUCUCGUUUGUCCGUUUUCCCAUUGGCUCUUUCUCCUUCUGAUAGACAAUGUAGGGAGAGGAAUGGGUGACAAUGGCCACGCUGAGAUCUGCUCGGUGUAGUUUCGUGGGCUAUUUCAUCGUUUUGAAUCUGUUCCUCGCGGGAUUCAUUCCAGAGGUUACUUUGUCCGCUGGGUGUUGACUAUUUUUGCCCCAAUAUCUGUCAGUAAUUUGUACUAAUGUGGUGGGCAAUGAAGGGUUACACGGUCUACCUAUGUCCUAUCUAUUUGUGAGUAAUCAUUUCUUCUAGUUUGAGCUCGAUCGAACAGCUUAGUGUUGCCGUCUUUCUAUAUUUCUUAUAUUACUACUCGGUUAUCAUUAUUCCAGUUUAGAAAAGGCUGUUCAUGCAACAUAUUGCUAAACUUGUUUUUUGGGGAUUCGUAUUGCAAUGGCUGAGAAGAAUGCGUCGUCCCUGGGAAUUAUUUCGCGGAACUCUUUGUUUUGUUUGUUCACAAUAAUAUCAGUCUUGUUCAUACUAUCUUGGUUUUUCGUGCUGCGUUCAACUGGUCGUCCUCACUACAUUGACCAUAAUUUGUUACCCAAUUCUAAGCUUCUUGCUACAAGUGACAAUGGGGAUUCUACAACCCAUAGUCAAAAGGAUGUUGAACCCUCGACUGGAAAUCGAUCAAUCCUUGUGGACAUUGAAGGAGAAGAAGCACCCCAAGAAAAUGCAAUAACCCAAUCAAAAGCUGAGGUGAAUUGCAAUCCCAAUAAUGGAGUAGUUGUAGGCCAGCAAAAAGAAAAUAAAGUAGUUCUUAAGGUUUUUAUGUAUGAUUUGCCCCCCAAAUUUCAUUUUGGACUUUUAGAUUGGAAGGCCAAAGGGGAUAUUGUUUGGCCUGAUAUUCGAUCUAAGCUACCUGAUUAUCCUGGUGGGUUGAACUUACAACACAGUAUAGAAUAUUGGCUUACUUUGGAUCUCCUCGCUUCUGAACUCCGUGACGCUCAAAAUGCUCAUAGUGCAAUAAGAGUCCACAACUCUAGGGAAGCUGAUAUUAUAUUUGUACCAUUCUUUUCUUCUUUAUGCUAUAACAGAUAUUCCAAGGCCGACCCACUCCAGAAAAAGAGCAAGAACAAGUUGCUACAAGAGGAGUUGGUGAGGUUUUUAACUGCUCAGAAGGAAUGGAAGAGGUCAGGAGGACGUGACCACUUAAUUGUGGCCCAUCAUCCAAAUAGCCUUUUAGAUGCAAGGAUGAAGCUCUGGCCUGCAACAUUUAUACUUGCAGACUUUGGAAGGUAUCCUCCCAACAUAGCAAAUGUUGAAAAGGAUGUGAUUGCACCUUACAAGCAUGUCAUCAGAUCAAAAGUUAAUGACUCUUCUGAUUUUGAUACCCGUCCAACUUUGCUAUACUUCCAAGGAGCAAUAUAUAGAAAAGCUGGAGGCUUUGUUCGGCAAGAGUUAUUUUAUCUGUUGAAGGAUGAGAAGGAUGUGCAUUUUGCAUUUGGAAGUGUUCAAAAGGAUGGAAUUAAGAAAGCUACCCAGGGAAUGCACGCUUCAAAAUUCUGCCUCAAUAUAGCAGGCGACACGCCCUCAUCAAACCGCCUCUUCGAUGCCAUUGCUAGCCACUGCGUCCCAGUCAUAAUCAGUGAUGAUAUCGAGCUCCCUUAUGAGGAUGUUGUUGACUAUUCUCAGUUCUGCAUAUUUGUUCGUUCAAGGGAUGCUCUCAAAGAAAACUUCCUCAUAAAUCUCAUCAGGAGUAUUGGGAAGGAUGAGUGGACCAGAAUGUGGCACAAGUUGAAAGAGGUUGAAAACCUGUACGAGUUUCAGUACCCGUCGAAGGAGGGUGAUGCGGUCCAAAUGAUAUGGCAGGCUGUUGCGCGCAAGGUUCCUGCUAUCAGAUUGAAGUUGCACAAGUCUAGGCGGUUCUCACGUUCUCUUGUCCGCUCAGAGAGGGGGUCAAGAUCGAUACCAUCGCCAAGUAAUUUUUGGUGAGAAAGGAAAUUUACAUUCUUUGGUGCUCUGCAUUUCUAGAGCUUUGGAAAUUGGAAGUGAGAAGUAGAAUGUAGUAAUUGGGAGAC